AUUCCACCAAAAAAUUUUUUUUCCUUGUUUUUCUAUUCUCUACUAGCUAAAUCCCAUUUAAGAUGUACUCAAUUUAGCACCACCAAGAAAUAGGUGUUCAAAAGGACAAUUCUUUUUUCAUUUAUGAUUUACACCAAAUCAAACAAACCAAAUGCUCCGAGUUGUUCUUUACAAAACCAACCCAAGAAAAGUAUCAAUACCCAUUUCACAUUCUUAUACAUCAUAUUUCGCUUUUUCUUUUCUUUUACAACCUAUUUAGCAAAUCACAAAAACAAAAACGCACUUCCAGAAACAUGAAAUCUGCCUAUAGGGUCACUCUUUUUCUCCUCUUUCUGCUCUUUUCAGCUUAUGUCUUCAAUUACAAUGAAGCUACAAGCAUGGCCCAAGUAAAUGGGUCUUCAGAAAUGGUUCCAUUGGUGGAAGAAAAGAUAGAGAACAUGAUGAUGUUUAAUGAAAGCAGAAUAAGGUUAAGGAGUUUCCAGAUAUGUGCUGUUUGUACAUGCUGUGGUGGAUCUAGAGGGGUUUGCUUGCCAUCUCCUUGUUGCUAUGCAAUCAAUUGCAACAUUCCAAACAGACCUUUUGGUUUCUGUUCUUUCACUCCCAAGACCUGUAAUUGCUUUGGAUGUCAUCUCUAAUUUAAAGUUUUAUUUUAUCUAUAUUUCAUAAUUGUGGUUUGUUUCAAUUUAGGAGUAAAAAAUAUCUUGAUUCUGUUGAGAGUGUGAAAUGGGAGGAAAAGAACAUCUGUUUUCUUCAUUUGUUUGUUUAUAAAUUUCAUAGAGAGAUUGCUAUUUCCAGGUUAGUUUUUUGUCUAUCUCCAGUGGAAUUUGUCUAUAAUUUUUGUUUUUUCAAGUAAGUAGCUUUGCCUGGAAAGAGAUAUGGAUAAUUAAGGAAAUAUUGCCCUUGUUUAUGAAGCUACUGAGUCUUAUGACAAGGUUAUUUUUAUUUUCUUUAGGAUAUAAAUUAAUGUUAGUGCUCAGUGGGGUAGAAGUGUUAGUCAUGACAAAGACUCAAGAUGUCUAUUAUUUUACUAUUGUUUACCCUUUUAUUCAUAUGUUUAAUUUAUUAGUGGGGUGUGAUGCAGAAUGCAACUUGGAAAAAAUG
Durio zibethinus is the source of this 1101-nucleotide messenger RNA. RefSeq lists its product as uncharacterized. Lineage: Eukaryota; Viridiplantae; Streptophyta; Magnoliopsida; Malvales; Malvaceae. The record is from RefSeq and is a predicted model, not a curated record.